Messenger RNA from Urocitellus parryii (Arctic ground squirrel), 2774 nucleotides. RefSeq names its product transmembrane protein 150C (gene Tmem150c). The record is from RefSeq and is a predicted model, not a curated record. Lineage: Eukaryota; Metazoa; Chordata; Mammalia; Rodentia; Sciuridae. Gene Ontology annotation, cellular component: plasma membrane.
CGCCGCCGCCGUUGCCGUCGCCGCAGGUCACGGCCCCGCUAGGCGACCGCGGCCCCGCCGCACCGGAGCAGUGGUACAGGCAUGGAUGGGAAGAAAUGCAGUGUAUGGAUGUUUUUACCUCUUGUAUUUACUUUGUUUACUUCAGCUGGAUUGUGGAUAGUGUACUUUAUAGCUGUUGAAGACGAAAAAAUAUUACCAUUAAAUUCAGCUGAAAGGAAAUCUGGCGUGAAGCAUGCACCAUAUAUAAGUAUUGCAGGGGAUGAUCCUCCUGCGAGCUGUGUGUUUAGUCAAGUGAUGAACAUGGCAGCCUUCCUAGCCCUUGUGGUAGCUGUUCUGCGCUUCAUACAACUGAAACCAAAGGUUUUAAACCCAUGGCUGAAUAUUAGUGGAUUGGUGGCGCUGUGUCUGGCUUCCUUUGGAAUGACCUUACUUGGUAAUUUUCAGCUCACAAAGGAUGAAGAAAUCCAUAAUGUGGGAACCUCCUUGACUUUUGGAUUUGGCACAUUGACCUGCUGGAUCCAGGCUGCAUUGACACUCAAAGUCAACAUCAAGAAUGAAGGACGGAAAGUUGGAAUUCCGCGAGUUAUUCUGUCAGCAUCUAUCACUCUCUGUGUAGUCCUUUACUUCAUCCUCAUGGCCCAAGACAUCCACAUGUACGCAGCCAGGGUCCAGUGGGGCCUGGUCAUGUGCUUCCUGUCUUACUUUGGCACCUUUGCCGUGGAGUUCCGGCACUACCGCUACGAGAUUGUGUGUUCUGAGUACCAGGAGAAUUUCCUGAGCUUCUCAGAAAGUCUGUCAGAAGCUUCUGAAUAUCAAACCGACCAGGUGUAACCCAUCAGGUUCUCURUGCUGGUGAGGUGGGUGUGGCAAUGGGGAAGGGCCCGUAGGACACACUCACCGGACGUGAGGCAUCACCUCUUGACACAUUGCCCACACACACACAUACACACGUUCGUGGCCACAUUUGCCAAAUGAGCUUUUCAGGGCGAGUUAUUUCUUUAAUGAAAAAGCACAAGCCCUUCCUUAUGUGUCAAAAUUCACGCUGUUACACUGAAAAUAUAUGCACGACAGAGCCAGAAGCUUGUGCAUGAUCACUCCUUGGUCCCCUCCUCCUCUCAGUAUGCCUUGCUCGUCUUAUCCUCUUUCCAACACCAUCUCCCCACCACAGCGGGGGUGGGAGGGGGGAGGCAAAUGGAACAAGAGAAUAAUGCCAACUCCCUAAGUUGCCUUCAGGUCCAAAGGGCUUGGAACUAGCUCACGAGGAAGCUGUGAAUCUGGCUCUAGUUCUUGAAUGGAUGAGCGUCACCAAAUUGGAUGGACACUGUGUGGAGAUCUGGCCCUGUGUGGCCUGGAAAAGGCACAGCUAUCACUUUCCACCAAUGCACUCUUCAUCGUUGUUCAGUGGUCGGCUGUGUGGGUCUCAGGAAAGGAACAUGCUAGACUGGAAGAGGGGAGCCCACCUGGAUGAUCUGGACUUGAUGGACUGUGCCUGAGAAAGAUCACCACUUGUGAAUACUUACUAGGGACACCGUCUGCCAGGCAUGGCCCUGGAUGAGGGCAGCGAGGCUGUGGUUUAGUUUUUGCUUCCGUGGUAUGUCAUGUACAGUUUUUGUUUUCUCUUUCAUGUUUACCUUUUUAAAGUAACUCUCAUGGGUCUCACUUCAUGGACAAAGAAAAUGUAGACCAAAGGCAAGAACUGAGCUUGCUUUUGGUUCAAACGUGAAAAAAAGAAAAAAAAAAGUCACCUACAGAUUUAUGUUUGAAACAAAGGAAAAUUUCAUACAGAAAUGCACAGAAGUCUGAGCCUGUGGAGGUAACUGCAAGAGCUCCUGCUGGACACUUAGGAAAAGACAGGAGUUUGAGAGCAUCUGGUUAUUCCAAAUCAGGGAGGACUUUCUUAAUAUGUAGCUAUUGCUCAAAUCUGGUAGUUUUUGGAUCAAGGGCUUUUCAAAUCUGGAAUUUGUAGAAGCAAAGUAAAAUAUUACUGCCCGACAUGUGGUUUCCAGCUGAUAAGAGUUGGGAACUCCAACUGUAGGUGGGUGUUUUAGGCUCUGCUUCACAAAGAGCAGAAUUCCAAAUUCCACAUGCAGGCAGUAGGCUGAGUGGACAGAUUCCCAAUGAGUGCACUGUUUCCAGAAAUCUCCAAAUGUACUUUCUAGGGGCCUAGGAUUUUGUGGAAUAUGUGAAAGAUAUUUAAAAAUUUCAACCCAAACUCUUGAGCUUCCUGAGUAAGGGGGUUGGUGUCUUUUCAUCUGUAUCCCCACCUCCUAGCACAGUGCCUGGCACAUAUUAGGUGCUCAAUAAAUAAAUGUCUGUUGAAUAGAACUGUUAAUCAUUUAUUAGUGAGGAAAAAGAAGUAUUAGAGACUCAAAGAUGAGUGAAAAGAGAAGAUGGCUGUUUCAUGUGAGACACGAGAGGAAGAAAUCAUGAAUAAGGUUCAGAUAAAGACAUGGGAAUACCUCUAAGUAAAAUGUGAGGAAAAGAAUCAAGCAGAGUAUUCUGUUAUAAAAAGGCAUCYUACUGUAAAUAGUCCAAGGUGACGUUUAUUAGUUUUGAAUACUGCUUUUCUGUUUUUUUCAUUUUUAUAUUUUAAAAAUUUUAUCAAAGAACAAAGAUUUAUGAACUUUUAUUUUACUCUACACAAUCCAAAUUAGACAGCUUUUGGUGAUGCACUUGUACACUUUCUUAGGAGUAUACCUAAUAGCACAUUUGAGCAGAAUCAAGCAAUGGCUAACAUUAUUCAUUGGGAUCUGGCCAUUAAAUAAAAUUCUUUU